Messenger RNA from Babesia bovis T2Bo, 649 nucleotides. RefSeq lists its product as uncharacterized. Bases 30 to 593 code for a protein of 187 amino acids. The record is from RefSeq and is a predicted model, not a curated record. Lineage: Eukaryota; Apicomplexa; Aconoidasida; Piroplasmida; Babesiidae. The transcript has 3 exons.
UGGUUUUAUUAAUCAUGUUAGAGUAAAAAAUGCUCGAAUAUAAAAAAGAAGGAUGUUCAAACAAACACAUAUUGCUUGCAUCGAGUCUAUUUUGUAGCUGUGGUUCACCCUUUGCGGACAGAUACCGAUAUGUACCAUGCCACCAUGUACUGUGUAGUGGAUGCUUUAUAGCCAAUAAUACAGCGGAGUGUUGUUCAGUGUGUAAAGGCCAAAGCGAUAACGUGGAACUCAUUCACCCUAACGACAACCUAUAUAUAUGCACAUUAACGGGAUGUAACAAAGCAUUCCUUAAUUUUCAAAGUCUCAAGUUUCAUGGCAAAAUAGCUCAUGAUUUAGAAGCUACUUCUCUAAUUGAAUAUUAUGAACAAACCGGAGAUCACCAAAUUAGAUUUGGCGAUGUACAGAAAAUAACACAUGAACCUAUUAAAGAAGUUCUAGAAGUGACCGCAGACGAAACAUAUGAAGACAAUGAUGUUCAAAUGACUGCCACGGAUGCUUUAACGGAAAAAAGAACAGAAAAAUCAAUGGCUGAGAAACCGAAUGAAUCAACCAUUACAAUGCAACAUGCAGAUGAUCUAGAGGAACUGAUGUGACUGUGUUCAAAUGUGUAUUAUAUAUUCAGGAAACGAAUCUAUUUGGUACGACUGCU